AUGCAUAUUUUGAGUCGCGCUACCAAAUUGAAGGGAAGACAGACUCGCCUCCAAACAAAAUUGAUCUAUUUGUAUACAAUGCACCUGUGGGUCAGUGGAUCUGGCAGAAACAGCAGAGUGGACCUUUUUGCUUGCAAAUUAGUAGAAAAAUGGGGAGGUAGGUAUCCAGUGUUUUCAUCACAAGUAGAUUUGGACCACGUAUGUGUGAAUAAUGAGUUUAACUUAGCAAAAUGCGGAAAAUUCAAAAAAAAGAAAAAAAAUAAUUUGUGUGGAUUUGGCAAUACAUCAAAAAUACACAAAUAUUUAAUUAUAACAAUGCAAUUUUAUUAG
Molecule: messenger RNA, 330 nt
Organism: Echinococcus granulosus
Lineage: Eukaryota; Metazoa; Platyhelminthes; Cestoda; Cyclophyllidea; Taeniidae
Exons: 2
Coding region: 1-330 (109 amino acids)
Source: RefSeq, a predicted model, not a curated record